Molecule: messenger RNA, 1779 nt
Organism: Spea bombifrons (plains spadefoot toad)
Lineage: Eukaryota; Metazoa; Chordata; Amphibia; Anura; Pelobatidae
Gene: CNOT8
Product: CCR4-NOT transcription complex subunit 8
Exons: 7
Coding region: 193-1062 (289 amino acids)
Cellular component (GO): CCR4-NOT complex; P-body; CCR4-NOT core complex
Molecular function (GO): poly(A)-specific ribonuclease activity; nucleic acid binding
Source: RefSeq, a predicted model, not a curated record
CGGACAUUCACUCGCACCUCGCAGCCAUAGAGAGGGAGCAGAAGGAGGUUACGUACGCGCCAGUUGUGUAGCGACGUCUGUGAGGCCUGCAGCCGGGAGCCUCGUCACACGCACCGGGAGGUCAGGUGAACUGCCUGUGUUUGAGACAAGUCUUCUCCGUCCCAGCACCCCGUUCGCUUUCCGCCAUUCACGAUGCCGGCGGCUGUGGUGGAUAAUAGCCAAGUGAUCUGUGAGGUAUGGGCCGUCAACCUGGAGGAGGAGAUGCGUAAGAUCAGAGAGAUGGUUCGUACGUAUGGAUACAUAGCAAUGGACACAGAAUUUCCCGGGGUGGUUGUAAGGCCUAUUGGCGAGUUUCGGAGCACGAUAGACUACCAGUACCAGCUGCUUCGCUGUAACGUGGACCUGCUGAAGAUCAUUCAGCUGGGGCUCACUUUCAUGAACGAAAAGGGAGAGUAUCCACCUGGGACCAACACGUGGCAAUUCAACUUCAAGUUUAACCUCACAGAGGACAUGUAUUCUCAGGACUCCAUCGAUCUGUUGGCGAAUUCCGGCCUUCAGUUCCAGAAGCACGAGGAGGAAGGCAUAGACACGUUGACGUUCGCCGAGCUGCUGAUGACCUCUGGAGUGGUUCUGUGCGAUAACGUCAAAUGGCUUUCUUUUCACAGUGGCUAUGAUUUUGGCUACAUGGUAAAACUCCUGACAGACUCUAGGCUACCCGAAGAAGAACACGAGUUCUUUCACAUUCUGAAUCUCUUUUUCCCAUCAAUCUAUGAUGUGAAGUAUCUUAUGAAGAGCUGCAAGAACCUCAAGGGAGGUCUGCAGGAGGUGGCAGAUCAACUGGAUCUGCAAAGGAUCGGUCGGCAGCACCAGGCGGGCUCGGACUCUCUGCUGACGGGCAUGGCUUUCUUCCGCAUGAAGGAGUUGUUUUUUGAGGACCACAUUGACGAUGCAAAGUACUGCGGCCGCCUCUAUGGACUCGGCACCGGAGUGGCCCCGAAGUCUAAUGAGGAGGCGGAGGAGAAAAUGAGCAUAAUGUCUCUUAUCAACAAUGGACAGCCAUGAAUUCCAAUCUUUCCGUCAUCAUUAACUCCUGUCCCCAGGCCAUGGCGUUUUCCUUAGUGUCCCAGUGGAUGGAACUGGGACUCUGACGGUUUCCUCUCAGCCACGCGAAGCCGGUCAUCAUUUCCCCAAAAACCAGGAGACGAACACCACAAAGCGAAUACACUGCCCUGAUAAAUCAGAAUUUUUCUUUUACUGCAAGGUGAUGCCCUCAUCGUUUUUGCCUUUGACCGUUUACGUGUGGAGGGUCGUGCGAGGAUCAUAGCUGCAUGGCUACAUAGGCUCUGUUGCUUUAAGACCCAGACAUGUAUUGUGGGGUAUCAUUGCCAUUUUAGAAGCAUGUAUGCCAUGAAUUGUGGAGAGCCCCGGCCUGGUUAGUGUUUGUCCCCAUCGUGUCCCUCUCUUCAACACAAGGCACCUUUUUAAUGGUGCUUUGUGUCGUUAUGGGCACGGGAUACGCGAUGCAGGACAGAUGAAGGCAUUUGUGGCAAAGCACCUGUACAUCAGGAGGAAAUGAAGAAUUGGGCAAAAGAACUUCCAAAGUGUUUCCAACGACAGCUCUGUGUCUCACGAUCCCUGCCUAAACUGCUGGUUAACCACUAGCCUUCCAUAGACUAGUUGAUCCCACGAUGCUUUCCCAGAUCAUCGCAGAUGUUUUUACAGUGGGACGGUCAGAGAUUGCCCACCACUUCCACAGAGAACGAGAGGACCCCUUUAGUA